Molecule: messenger RNA, 2873 nt
Organism: Melanaphis sacchari
Lineage: Eukaryota; Metazoa; Arthropoda; Insecta; Hemiptera; Aphididae
Product: bromodomain-containing protein DDB_G0280777-like
Exons: 3
Coding region: 858-2747 (629 amino acids)
Source: RefSeq, a predicted model, not a curated record
UCGUACGCGGACCGGAGCGUACGCGAGACCCGGACCGACGCGGCAGUCGCGCUCGCGGUGCCGUGGAAUCGUCGAACCGAAAAAUAAGCCCUAACCCCCGUGGCGACCUCCGCAGAAUAAACCCGUCUCUCGUCUCCGCCCCGAAAUUUGUCUCCGUCGUCUCGUCCGCGCCCACAGCAGUACCCCCCUCACGCGCCGAGACGGUCCCGCGGUGUCUUGAGCGCCCGAACCGAUACGGUCGAGACCCCGACUUCCCGUCGGCCGUUCAAGUCGGUCCGACGAUAGAACGAAACUUUAUCGAAUAAAAAAUAAUAUCAAAACGUAACGCGUACCCAUCAUAACCUAUAACGGCGUAUUGAAUAGCGUUUUUUAUAAUUCGUUCGCACGCACCCGCACACGCCCACCCACACCCGCACACACACACGACGACCACCGCUGUCGUCGUAUAUAGUCGUCAUCGUUGUUGUUGUUGUUGUCGUUGACGUUGUCGUCGUCGUCGUCGUUUUGUCAUUACCGCGCGCGCAAACAAAGAAACCGUCGAGAGCACGCGACCUGUCACAUCUGCUCGGCGCUUUGGCGAACACAAAAGACCCGUUCCGACAAAAAAAAAAAAAAGCGCACGCAGACACGCCAUCCUGAAAAGGCCUGCAAACCUCGUACCUAUAUAAGGACGAUACCGAUCGCGUGUCGUUAUAUAUACCAUCACUGCAGCAGUGUCGCGCGAUCCAACGGUGAAGUCCGACGACAAUAAUUCGACGAAAUUUUUUUCCGUCUCUUCCGCGAGACAACUCUUUCGGUUUUGCGCGCCACGACGCGUGAUCGCCACUAAGACGACGAACACGGACACGACGACGACGAUGGUCGUCAACGGUAAAAAUGCUUCCGGCCGGUUCGCCGCCGCGACCGUCCUCUGGCUGCUCGUCGCGAUCUUCGCUAAUCAGAAUUUCAUACACUGUGAAGGAGUAGAAGGAGAGCAACAACUUUCCCAACAAAAUUUCCAACCAUUCAACCAAGAUCAACUACCAAAGCCACAACUACCAUCAUAUCUGCGACAACCAACACAGCAAUUACAGCAACCACAGCAACAACAGCAACCACAGCAAUCACAACAACCACAUCAACCACAACAACCACAUCAACCACAACAACCACAGCAACCACAUCAACCACAGCAACCACAGCAACCACAGAAACCACAGCAACAACUGCCAUCACCACAGCAACAACUACCAUCACCACUACAGCAAAUACAGCAACUACAGCAACUACAGCAACUACAGCGACAACAACAACCACAGCAACAACAACCACCAUUACAACAACCACCAUUACAACAACCACUAUUACAACAACCACUAUUACAACAACCACAACGACAACAACAACUACAGCAACCACAGCAACAACAACCACAGCAACAACAACCACAGCGACAACAACAACUACCACCAUCACAGCAACAACCAUUUGGAACGAUGGGUCCAUUAAAUGUUAUGGAAAGUGAUAGACAAUCAAAUUUAAAGGAAAUGACUGAACAAUCAAUGAAUCCUAAUUUCGGAUCAAAUCCACCAUCACAAAAACUAAGCAAUGAUGCAGGUACACCUAUGGUAACAAGUUCUCAACAACCUAUUCAAACCGAUAUUCCAGUUCAAGUAACUGAUUUUCAACAAUCUCAACUAUCUAUUCAAACUGAUGGUCCCCCAAUGGCGCCAAUUUUCAUUGAAACUAACCCAUCUCAAGGCGUUAACACAAACCCACCAUCAUUGCAGACAAAUCUGCCACAAGUUCAAACUACAAGACCUUUUCCGCUGGUUGACGAACCGAUGAAUAGCCAACAAAAUCCUUUGAAUAACCCUCAAAAUUCUUCGAAUAACUCGCCGAUUACUUUUUAUAACGGGUAUUUAUCACCAAUGCACAAGAAACCAAUGAUGUCGUUGCCGUCACGCAUACAACGAUUUCCAUCGAAUAAUAACAAUCCUGUGAGGCUCCCCGUAGAUCAGCAGAUACAGAGACCAUAUCAGUUUACAUAUUAUUCAAACAGCAACGCUGACAAUGGAUACGAAAUUCCGAUCCAAACAAGCAAUGUACCAGGUUAUCAGAUUCAGUCAUCUCCCAACAUUGUAGAUACUACACCGUACUCGAUGUUUACAGGAGAAAUUAUGCAACCCAUGCAUAUGUUGAGUAACGUGAUGCCGACGAAUCCGAUGCAGUUUAUCCAGAAACCGAUGGGCAUGAUAUUCAACACAGUCGACAAGGUUGGUAAAUACGGCGAGGGCGUAAAGGAAGGCUUAACCACUGCAUUUAGGGGUGUAGUCGGCAAAAUACUGGACGGAACCCAAUCGGGAGCGCAGAGAGUUUUUGACAUGGGCUCGACCGGAACCAAUGCUUUCAUAAACUUCGGACGGAGACUGUUGGUGCCGGGGACCAUCAGGGAACAGCAAAAUCUAUUCGAAUCCGAUGGCAAAUAUUAUUUGCCACAGCAGAGCAUGCGGCCUACGAACUACGUCAUCAAUUCUAAUAUGCCAUCCCCUAACUACAACGGCGGAAUGGGCUAUAAUAAUAUGCCACCCCGCGCGGAGACAGGGAAAUUCAUGGGUGGCAGCAACAAUAACGAUCAGUUGUCCGUACAAAACACCACUCCGCAGUUAAAUACCAAUUACGUGGCACAGGAGCAGAGUAUGUCGAACUCCGACAUGCCCAACCCUGUCAACGAUAUGCAGCCAAUUAUCCGUUAUGGUCAACCCUAAGAAAAUUCUAGUGCUGUCUUGGAGUGUGCCCAAGCCACCGGUCUUCCGUCUUUUCGUUUUUUUUCUGUAUUCCUUCUCUCAUAUACAUGUAUCACUAUAUAUAUUAUAACUAGGUACAUAAUAUAA